AUGGGCCAUCAAGCUGAAGUGGAAGUCCUCAGCAAAGCCUUUUUAGGAAUUGCAGUUGAUGAGAAAUCAUGGGCAUCAAUACUGACACAAUCACACCAUGAGCACAAGAGAUCCAUCAGAAGAGGAUGUUCCCAGUUCUUCUCUGAGGACGAACGUCAAUUUGAGAGGUGGAAUGAUGAUGCUAUCAAGACUCUCAAAGCUGAAGUCAAGCGUUUUAAGGAUGCUGUGGUGUUUUCCCUUUUGCAUCCAUGGGAGAAAGAUGCUCAUUUGUUGAAAAAGGCGUUAAAGAAAGGGCCACAGUAAUAUGGUAUAAUAGAAAUUACAUGUACCAAACCAUCUGAGGAGCUGUUGGGAACGAGAAAGGCUUACCAUUCCCUCUUUGAAUGUUCCAUCGAGGAAGAUCUUGCUGCCCACAUCAAAGGCAGUGAACGCAAACUCUUGGUGGCACUCAUGAGUGCUUACAAGUAUGAAGGACCAAAGGUGAAGGAGGACACUACAAAAUCUAAGGCCAAAGCACUUUUGAAUACAAUCAAGAAUGCUGAUAAAAGGAGAUUAAUUGAGGACAAGGAAGUCAUCAAAAUUCUUACAACAAGGAGCAAGCCUCAUCUUAAGGAAGUCUAUGAACAAUGCAAAAAAAUGUAUGGCAAGAGUAUAACGAAGAAUCUUGAAGCUGAGUUGUUUUUGAAAGAAACAAUAGAAUGCUUAUGGACCCUUCAUACAUAUUUUGCUAAGCAAGUAAUUCUUUUGAUGGAUUGUUUUUCUUUUCAAGUUUUGGAUACAGCUCUCAGAAUUGAUGCGAAUGAGAAUGCUAAAAAAACAUUGACUCGAUUGAUUAUAACCCAAGAAACUGGAAAUUUAAAAGGAGUCACCACUAAAUAUGCCCUUAAGAUAGAAGAAAGAGUCAGCAAAGCCUAUAAGGAUGUGUUGAUUGGGGUAUUAGCAAAAGAGGAAGUGAAUGAACAAUUUUAA
This is a messenger RNA of Theobroma umbraticum, 969 nucleotides long. The record is from RefSeq and is a predicted model, not a curated record. Lineage: Eukaryota; Viridiplantae; Streptophyta; Magnoliopsida; Malvales; Malvaceae.